Molecule: messenger RNA, 756 nt
Organism: Herpailurus yagouaroundi (jaguarundi)
Lineage: Eukaryota; Metazoa; Chordata; Mammalia; Carnivora; Felidae
Gene: FGF4
Product: fibroblast growth factor 4
Exons: 3
Molecular function (GO): growth factor activity
Source: RefSeq, a predicted model, not a curated record
UUGGCGGUGCUGGCGCCCUGGGCGGGCCGAGGGGCCGCCGCCGCCCCCACCGCCCCCAACGGCACGCUGGGGGCCGAGCUGGAGCGCCGCUGGGAGAGCCUGGUGGCGCGCUCGUUGGCGCGCCUGCCGGUGGCCUCGCAGCCCAAGGAGGCGGCCGUCCAGAGCGGCGCCGGCGACUACCUGCUGGGCAUCAAGCGGCUGCGGCGCCUCUACUGCAACGUGGGCAUCGGCUUCCACCUCCAGGUGCUCCCCGACGGCCGCAUCGGCGGCGUGCACGCGGACACGAGCGACAGCCUGCUGGAGCUCUCGCCCGUGGAGCGGGGCGUGGUGAGCAUCUUCGGAGUGGCCAGCCGGUUCUUCGUGGCCAUGAACAGCAAGGGCAAGCUGUACGGCUCGCCCUUCUUCGCGGAAGAGUGCAAGUUCAAAGAGAUCCUCCUUCCCAACAACUACAACGCAUACGAGAGCUACAGGUACCCGGGCACUUUCAUCGCCCUGAGCAAGACCGGCAAGACGAAGAAGGGGAGUCGAGUGUCACCCGCCAUGAAGGUCACCCACUUCCUGCCCAGGCUGUGACCCCCGGCCUCCUGCCCCGGUGUCUGGGUGCUCGGGGAGGGGGGGCCUUUCUUCAGAUGGACAGUUUAAUGCGAGAGUAGGUGUAAGAUAUUUAAAUUAAUUAUUUAAAUGUGUAUAUAUUGCCACCAAAUUAUUUAUGGUUCUGUGGGUGUGUCUUGUUUUUUUGUUUUUUUUUUUUUUUGG